This is a messenger RNA of Alligator sinensis (Chinese alligator), 4256 nucleotides long. RefSeq names its product high mobility group 20A (gene HMG20A). Gene Ontology annotation, biological process: regulation of gene expression. Gene Ontology annotation, cellular component: nucleus. The transcript has 10 exons. The record is from RefSeq and is a predicted model, not a curated record. Bases 726 to 1430 code for a protein of 234 amino acids. Lineage: Eukaryota; Metazoa; Chordata; Crocodylia; Alligatoridae.
UUCCGUCGUGGUGGGGGGACAAAGUAGUUCUCCGCUCUUUCUUAGUCCCGUUCUUUGCCGAGGCGGAGGGAGUAGCCGGUUCUUUCCGCUUCCUCUCUGGGCCCCCGGAGGAGCUUCCCUGCAGGGGAGGCAGAAGUCUGGGAGCGGGGUGCGAGGGGGCGGAGGGAUCCAGGCUAGGGUGAAGUGGCCCGGCCGUGUGGAGGUGUGUGGUGCGAGGAACGCGGGACGCGGCUCCGCGGGGGCAGCCCUCCGGCAGCGGCGGCGCCAGUAUGGAGAACCUGAUGGCUGGCUCAUCCCUCCCCCCAUUAUUUACGGAUGAAGAUGGGUCAAAGGAGAGCAAUGAAGUUGCCACAACUGGUGGCACCAACCUUGAAUAAUAUUCGCAACAUCAUUGCAUAUUCUGGAGGAGCAGAGGGAAAUCGCUUACCAUGAUAAUGGCUGCACUUUCUCAUACUGUGACCUAAUUUUCCAGCCUAGUCCACUCUGAGGGUUUGUUCAGUGGUGGAGCGUCGCAGCCUGUGAACAACACGGACUCGGUGGAGGACUUGUCACAAGUUCAGCAGCCUCAAAAUGAGUCUUCUAAUACAGUUGAAAGCAGUGAACAGAAGCCUGAAGAAGAGCAGCAAAGAACUAAACGAGGAGGCUGGGCCAAAGGGAGAAAGAGGAAGAAACCCCUUAGGGACAGCAAUGCCCCAAAAUCCCCCCUCACAGGGUAUGUGCGAUUCAUGAAUGAGCGUAGGGAGCAGCUUCGAGCGAAGAGGCCUGAAGUCCCUUUCCCAGAGAUCACCAGGAUGUUGGGCAACGAAUGGAGUAAAUUGCCUCCCGAAGAGAAACGGCGUUACCUUGAUGAAGCAGAUAGAGAUAAAGAACGUUAUAUGCGAGAGCUGGAGCAGUACCAGAAGACAGAGGCUUACAAAGUUUUUAGCAGGAAAGCACAGGAUAGGCAAAAAGGAAAAUCACACCGGCAAGAUGCAGCGCGGCAGGCUGCCCAUGACCAUGAGAAGGAAGCAGACACAAAGGAAAGGUCUGUUUUUGAUAUUCCAAUCUUCACAGAAGAGUUCCUGAAUCACAGUAAAGCCCGUGAGGCAGAGCUGCGGCAGCUGCGCAAAUCCAACAUGGAGUUUGAGGAAAGGAAUGCUGCCCUGCAAAAGCAUGUGGAAAGUAUGCGCACUGCAGUAGAGAAGCUGGAGGUAGAUGUGAUACAGGAGCGCAGCCGGAACACAGUGCUGCAGCAGCACCUGGAGACCUUGAGGCAGGCACUUACCAGCAGCUUUGCUGGAGUCCCACUGCCAGGCACUGGAGAGACCCCCACAAUGGAAACCAUUGAUUCAUACAUGAAUAGACUGCACAGUAUUAUCCUGGCUAACCCACAGGAGAAUGAGAACCUCAUAGCCACAGUCCGAGAAGUGGUAAACCGACUUGAACGUUAGUGAUUGGGUCUUGUGGCCCAGGGAUGCUUAACAAAAGUGAUUCAGCCACUGAGGAAUGAGAAGCCAUGGUGGAAACAGACUGGGGGUGGGAGGCAGGAUUUGUCCUGGUCCCUGCCUGCAGAGCUUGCUUCUGGAGCAAACAUUUCAGUGCAUUAAAGGCUCCUAAAAAGCCACAGGCACCACCUGCAAAACCUCUGAACUGUCCUGUAUAUAGAUCUUUCAGAGCAUGUGAAUUUGGUGCAAUCUUCAGUUUCCUGUCAUUUCUGCUCGAUGUGGGAAGUACAAAUGCAGUGUACUGGAUGGCCUUGGAGGUGAACCUUCCCAAUCUGUAAAGUGAAGUCAGCCUUUCUGUUGUGGGAAUAGAUAUUUGAAAUGUUACGUUGUUUUCUCUCUCUCACUCUUUUUGUCUUUACAUUUUAAGCUGUGGAGUUACCUUCAUCCCUUCCAGUCUUCUCCUGUCCUUUUCCUGUUUAUUGGUGCUCAGCAUAGCAACACCUGUGUUCUUCACUGCAACAGACACUGUCUCUUCUUUAGUGUACCAUCCUGCCCUGCCUGCUGUCUUCAAAACAAGCUUCUCUUCAGCAUUACCCUGUGGAAAGGGGUUGGGCUUGCCUACAUCCUACAGUGUGAGGUUCUUCUCUGCCUGAUCUUGGAUGUGGUUAGUGCUUCAUGACUGAGUUGCUUCAAAGGAGGGACUCUUUCCUCACCCUCCCACUCCCUCCCCGCUCUGGUUUCCAAGUACCUCUCCCGCAUGUACAGUGUCCUGCUCUUCAGCAAGGCUGGUGUUCUUAUCUCUUGAAAAUGUCUGUUGGAGUAUUUUACUACUGAAAAGGUCAGUGGUAAUCAAGAGAGAAAGUGAAAGGUCAGCUCCCCUCAGCCUGCAGGAAAAGUACAACAUUUUUUUUCAGACCAAAAUAUGUGGCUUUUCUUUCCACUGCUGUGUUGCUUAGUCUAAUUUACUCUGAGCUGUAGCAUGAAAGUGUGAUUUUUGUGUUCAAAGUGGUAUCUCUUUAAACACAGAGAAAUAGACAGUGGAAUUACAUUUUUCAGUACCCUUCUGGUAUUGUAGCACCUAAGAAACUGCAUGUGUAGAAGUGCAUAUAUUGCUCUUGCAGUAAAUUAUAACAGCAGAGAGGUGUUUUAAUGGGGAAGCGGUUUCCCAUAGAAUUCCACAGUUCAUUCCAUGAGUCCCUACACCUUUAUUAUUAAGCAUCGCUUAUGGAGACUAUAGCUUUCUACUUAUGAUAUUCCUAAAUGGCCUUUUACUCUUAUUAAGUGUUGCUUUGCUUGCUAGGCUCUGUACUCUCUGAGCUGCGCCAUAUCUCAUUAUCAAAGAUAGAGGUAUCUAAUGUCUAUCCUAAUUUAUGCAGAUUUUUGCAACCCUUGGUUUCUGUCAGAUUAUUCAUUUAGGUUCCUGUUGUGUACUUCUUGGAUACUUUUGAGCUUUACUAUGACGGAUAAACUAUUCUGUCACUCCUACAUGAUACCUUCCUUGCUUCUCUUUCAGACAGCCUUAAAGAUUUUCCUGUUAUGAGUUGGGGAAUGCUUUUAUUACCUGGCCUCAUUGGUGCAACCAGUAUGACUUUCAUGUAUCUGUAGUGCAGGCAUUGGCCUAAUUUUUAUGCUGGAAGAUUAAAUAGUAGGGGUUUUUUUUCCAAUGCUACACUGACAGACUUCACACCUUUUGAAGCUGCCUCCAAGUCAAAGCCAUUUGAGCCAGGGUUUCCUUGCUCCUAAGCUCACUGCUGAUGCUUUGGCUACAGCUGAGCAGCAAGUCUUCCUUCAUGGAGGGACAUUUUUCUUACGUCUUGAAAAUAAGAGAGAGUUCACUCAAAUGAACCACAACUUUUGUUUAAUUUACUUCCAUUUUUUAACACUCGCAAGACCUGCUGAUGUUGUCAUGAACUGUUUAUGAAUUCUAUAAUGAACAAGAGGUUAUGAGAGGAAAUCCUGCAUACUAAUAGUGCCUCAAGAAAAAGCACUCCCCCCCUACUCACACAUGCAUCCAGUUACUGUGCAGUUGGAGUCAUCAAAACGCACAACUCAGCCAAAGUUGGUUCACUGAGUUUUGCAGUCCAGUCUGUGGUAACUUGUUGUCAGUAUAGUGGUGUACCUGACCGGCUCCAGGACUCGGUAUGAAAUGCAAUAGUUUGAUCCACCUUGAGCCCCUCUGCCUUGCACAUCUCUACAUUUAAGGUGUGAAUGGUUAAACACAGCAGUGUCUUAAGCAAAUUGGAAGCAGCCAUCCACUCUUGGCAUGUUGCCAAUACAUCUCACUUGGACAAAGCAUGGCAUUCUUAGAUGGACGAUUCAAAGAGGUAGUUACUCUUUGCGGGAUACUGACUGACAAAUUUCUCCCACCCACAAAGAGGGAGAGAUUUAAUGCCAUGUUACAUUUUGCAGUUGCUAGGGAAAAAUUUGGUUCUUGCUCUCCAGCAAUCUUACAGAUGAUAUUUUGUCUUAUUAAGAAUCUUCAUCUCUGCACUGAUUAAUCUUAUGAAAAAUGGGUUUUGCCUUUUCAGUGUUUUUUAUGAGUGUCACUUCAGUUUACAUGUUUCAGUGUGUUGGCUGACAAAAAAAAUUAGGUGGGUGAUGAGGAGAGAAGCAGGAUGCUUUCUUCACUGAGGAAAAUGUUAACAAAAUACAUGAAAAUGGAGUCCAUUUGUUGGAUUAAUGUGUUUGGAAUUGUUAAAAUGCCAAGUUUUCUGUACAAGUGUUUUUGUAAUUAAACUUUUAGACUUCCUUUGUUUUUUAAGAAGUUGAUGUGCUUGCUUGACAUUUGCAUCAUUAAAACCGUUCAACAUUGAAUCCAUUCUGAUUCAAUUU